AUGCCGUCGUCAUCCUCUGCACGUUCGGCCCUAACUAACCAUAAACGAACUUUGCAUGAAAAGCAAAAUAAAGGCAACGGCCAGGAGAUGAAUCUUCCGUCUUUGUCGUUUUUACCAGUUUUGUGGAACAUUGUAUUUUCUCAACGUGACAAGCGAUACCACAAUUCAUUCAUCGGGAUACUUACUUUAAAUUUAUUCACUGGACUCUCUACGCUAUUUCCAAACAAGAAAGUUGCCUGUACGAACAUAUUUAGAUAUAAAUUAUUUUUUUUCUUACAUCCGGAAUGUGCGAAGGAAGUGUUAAGAAGCAACAGUUUAAUCAAUAAGGAUUCUAGUUACGAUUUUUUCAAGCCACUUCUCGGAGAUAACAGUUUUCUGUACAGUUCUGACGAUAACUGGAGAAGAAGAAGAAAAUAUUCAGCUCCACUUUUUCAUCUUUGGAAUUUGAAAAAUGAUCAAAGUGUAUUUAUGGAGCAUUCAAACGUCUUAGUGGAAAAACUCAAACAAUUGCAGAAGAAUGAAAUAUUCGAUAUUCUGGAAUGGAUGAAAUAUUGCACUCUCGAUAUAAUUGCAGACAUAGCAGUAGGAGUUUCUCUACAUUCUCAGACUACGAACGAUCAAGAAUAUCUGUCUGCAUUAAACAGGUAUGAAAAAUUUUUUUUGAAAUGUUCGUGUUAA
Messenger RNA from Centruroides sculpturatus (bark scorpion), 678 nucleotides. RefSeq names its product cytochrome P450 4c3-like. Gene Ontology annotation, molecular function: oxidoreductase activity, acting on paired donors, with incorporation or reduction of molecular oxygen; monooxygenase activity; iron ion binding. The coding region runs from base 1 to 678 and encodes 225 amino acids. Lineage: Eukaryota; Metazoa; Arthropoda; Arachnida; Scorpiones; Buthidae. The record is from RefSeq and is a predicted model, not a curated record. The transcript is spliced from 7 exons.